Molecule: messenger RNA, 387 nt
Organism: Thelazia callipaeda (thelaziosis nematode)
Lineage: Eukaryota; Metazoa; Nematoda; Chromadorea; Rhabditida; Thelaziidae
Source: the annotation of a GenBank genome assembly
AUGCGUCUGCUUUCGUCACCUUCAUCCUCUAAUGGAUCUUCUGAAUCUGGUGCUUCUGAAGUCGACAGUAAUGUACAAAUUCGUUCAGGACGAAUCAGAAAAUUAUCACGUAAGCAGCGUCAACAAUAUGAGAUUUUGAAUGUCUUGCGUAAAAUGGUACCUAAUGCUAAUUCCGCUACUACGCUACUUGAAUUCAUGCAAUAUACUAUUGACUACAUUGCACAUUUACAGCAACUCUUAUCAGAUAGCGAUGAAAACAUGACUGUGAGAUCAGCAAGCGGAUCAUACAAGCAACAGAAUUCGAAAACAAUUGCCAACUUAUCUAUGUUGUUCACGAAGAUGGGCACUGCAAACCGUACGUCUACGCCUGUGAAUGCCAUCGAAUAA